AAUUUACGUGGCUAGGCUAGCUGCACUCACAGGUACGGAGCUGGGACCUGACAGAAAUCACGACUUAAUAAGCAUCAAAGUUCCCUUCGUUUACGUCUUCUAAUCAAACGUUUGUUGUAUAUUUCAAGGAGCUACCCAUCUGAACAGUUACCAUGAUGGAUGUAGAUUUAGAUCAAGAUUUAAUGUCGAAAUUCAGCAGCAUGGGAACGACCGAUCGAGAUGUUUUGAUAAACGAAUUUCAGAAGUUGUUGGGCAACAAUCUUAACCCUGCGACCUGUGCAUUUUUCCUUGACAUGAACAACUGGAACUUGCAAGCUGCUAUAGGAUCCUAUUACGACAUCGAAGCCAACCUCCCUGUUCAGCGGCUACCAAACAUGACGUUUGUGAAAGACGUAACGAUAGGAGAAGGAGAAUCGGUCCCACCAUGUACGGAAUUCACUAAAACAUGGAGAGUACGGAAUCCAGCCACUGACCAAUGGCCACCGGGGUCGUGUUUACGCUUCAUACACGGUCAUCAGCUAGGACCACUGGACAGAGUUUAUACAGAGCAGUUGAACGGUCAGACGGAUAUGGACAUCAGUGUUAAGAUGCACAGCCCCUCACACUGUGGUGUCUAUCAAGGGCAGUGGAGGAUGUGCACAUCAACAGGGGUUUUCUUUGGGGAGACCAUAUGGGUUAUCGUAGAAGUAAAAGAAGGCGGUAUGCUAGGACUUACACAACAAUUAUCUCAACUCGGUACAGGAUCAAUGGAAACUGAUAGUGCGCCCUCUACAGAUAGAAUCAUGCCUAACCCUUUUGGUUCUCCAACAAAACCAGAUGGUUCUUUAAUAAGAGAGUCAACACCCGAGCCUCCAUCCUUUCACUCACCAAGUAAACCAGAACACAGCUCACAUCUAUCAUCACCGGUCAGACCUCCCUUAUUUCAGCACGAUUCUUCAGUACAAAUCCCCACCCAGACGCUGUCAGAACGCGACCCCAGGAUGCCGGCGGUCUUCCACGACUACCAGCUCCCCCACCACCACGCCCCCGAGAACACAGCCCAGCCUGCCUUCCCAACCAACCAAUCAACCGCUUCCUUCUCCACCCUUCAGGCCCCGAAUCCAACAAUCAACCAAUCAGAGUACACGUUUCAUGAUCUCAGGACAGAAGACACAAUGACGGAUGAGGACUUAUAGCAUAUGCAGAAAUCUUUUUUUUAAUUAGUUAAAUGUAGAGAAUACCUAUAGUUCUAAAGGGAUUUUGAAAUCCUUUUUGGCCUACUUAUAUAGUGCUGAUGCACGUGGAUACUUGUACAGUUAGUAAUUAAUAUAUUAUGGUAGUACUGCAACUCAAUUUAUUGAAUUGAAUAGCAAGGGGUAAAGUUUUUAAACGUUUCCCACCUUAAAAC
Molecule: messenger RNA, 1387 nt
Organism: Lytechinus variegatus (green sea urchin)
Lineage: Eukaryota; Metazoa; Echinodermata; Echinoidea; Temnopleuroida; Toxopneustidae
Gene: ilrun
Product: protein ILRUN-like
Exons: 6
Coding region: 153-1175 (340 amino acids)
Biological process (GO): macroautophagy
Cellular component (GO): phagophore assembly site
Molecular function (GO): ubiquitin binding
Source: RefSeq, a predicted model, not a curated record